AUGGGUGCGUUUGGAUUCUAUGCCUGUCUGAACUUCAUUGCACUUAACUUGAUCUUCCGCUUCAUGCCCGAGACCAAGUGGCGCUCCCUUGAGGAAAUCGACUAUGUGUUUGGAGUGCCGAUAAGAACGCACGCCAAACCCCAGCUGACCAAGGUUCUGCCGUGGUGGGUUAACUGGUACAUUUUCAUGGACGAGGGAUGCAGAUUGCUCUUAACUGUACCAUGA
This is a messenger RNA of Penicillium lagena, 225 nucleotides long. RefSeq names its product Major facilitator superfamily domain general substrate transporter. Lineage: Eukaryota; Fungi; Ascomycota; Eurotiomycetes; Eurotiales; Aspergillaceae. The coding region runs from base 1 to 225 and encodes 74 amino acids. The transcript has a single exon. The record is from RefSeq and is a predicted model, not a curated record.